GCGCCCCGAGCCGGCCGGGCCGAGCCGAGCCGAGCCGCGCCGCCUCCGGGGGAGCCCCCGGAGCGCAACAGUUGCCCCCGAGCCUCGGCCGCCGCCCCCCGCGCCCGGGGGGACCCCCGGGGGACCCCUCGGCAGCGGGAGGAGGCUGCGCGGAGGAGCCGCCGCCGCUUCGCCGAGGCAGCGCCCGGAGCUGCCCGGAGCUGCCCGGAUCCGGCGGUUCUGCCUCUGCCGGCGAUGGAGCGGAGCGGAGGGGCCGAGCCGCGGCUCCUCCCGGCCGGCGGCAGCCGCCCCAUCCUCCGCCUGCCGGAGCGGAGCCGCCCCGCCGCCGGGCAGCGAGCCCUCUGCUGAGCCCCCCGGGCAUCCUCGGAACCUCCCGCGCCUCCCACCCCUUCUUCGUGCAUCCCCCGGCCCCCUUCGUGCAUCCCCCGGCCCCCUCGGUGCCCCCCGCGCUCGCCGCCCCUUGCAUGCGGCCCCGGGCUGCGGGAGCCGCUGGCCAUGGGCACCAAGCAGACCAAGGGCUGCCAGCCGGGCAGCGCCGGGGAGAGCCCCCCGGGCCACCACCGCAAGAAGGUGGCCCCCAGGGAAAGGGGGGAUUUCCUGGCUUCCCUGGUGGCCAAGUCGGGCGAGAAGUUCGGGAAGGGCGCCGGCGCCAGCCUGCCCCCGUACCACCGGCGGAUCUGCAUGAUCCAGGACAUGCUGCUGCUGGUCAAGCAGGGCAGGCAGGAGGAGGCCACCGAGCUGCUGAAGAACCUGCGGCAGGAUUUAGGGAUGGAGUCCACCUCUCUGGAUGAUGUCCUGUAUCGUUACGCCAGCUUCCGAAACCUGGUGGAUCCCAUCACCCACGACCUCAUCAUCAGCCUGGCAAGAUACAUCCACUGCCCCAAACCAGAAGGGGACUCCCUGGGAGCCAUGGAGAAGCUCUGCAGGCAGCUCACCUACCACCUGAGCCCCCACUCGCAGUGGAGACGCCAGGGCAUCAUGAAGAGGAAGCCGCAGUCCUGCUUGAAGGCCGUGCUGAUGGGGAAGCCCCAGGACAACACCGUGGACUUGUCAGGCAUCCCCCUGACCCUGAAGGACGUGGAGAGGGUCACGUCCUACCUGGAGCACAGCUCGGAGCACAUCGACACGGUGGAGCUGUGCUUCACGGAGCUGACGGACGAGGUGCUGCUGCAGCUGCUGCCCGCGCUCUGCGGGCUGCCCCGCCUCACCACGCUGGCCCUCAACGGCAACCGCCUCACCAAGGCCAUCCUCAGGGACCUCACCGAGACCCUCAAGGACCCCAAGAAGUUCCCCAGCGUCACCUGGAUCGAUCUGGGUAACAACGUGGAUAUUUUCUCGCUGCCCCAGCCCUUCCUGGUCAGCCUGAAGAGGCGCUGCCCCAAGCAGGGGAACUUGCCGACCAUCCUGGAGUUUGGGGAGGGGCAGCUCAGCGAUCUGGAGGGGCAGGAGGGGCUGGGGGACAGCCAGGAGGAGCUGAGGGCUGCGCCAGGCCGGGCUGGCAGCACGGGCUGGGAGCAGACGGACAGAGAGGCUGGGGAGCUCCCUGGCCCGGAGCAAGGUGCUGCCACACCACAGACAUGAUGUCAGCCCUUGGCUGGGCACCUUGAGCAAGGAUGACUUCAAGCCUCAGAGCUGGGGGGGUCUGUUCCCACUCCUGGGUGCUCCAGGAGUCCCAGCUGCUGCCUUCCCCCUGUGCCACGAACGUCAGUGAUUUUCUUCUCGAAGAACACAUAAAAGUGAUCACGUAGAGUGUUUGUAUUUUCUAACAGCUGGCCAGGUGUUUUGAAGCAUUAGUGGUGUGCUGUGCUUUUGGCUCUCUCAGAAAUGCAUCUCCAACGGGCUGCAAAACCUCAGAAGGGCAAGGAAAGGGAGCAGGGAGGUGCCCAGGCUGGGCAGGGCAGGGCUCCCUUUCCUCAGUGCUGGGUCUCAGCUGCUCCCCACGUGGGAUGGACAGACAGCAGCCACCCCAAAGGGACCUGCCUGGGAUAAACCUUCAAUCCUUCCCACUCCUGACUUCAGGAAUCACUGGUGAGAGGCACGGCUGCUGAGACACAACAAAAACCUGCUCACACACCAAGCAGGGUGUUCCUCUCAGUACUGUGAGCCCAGCCCAGGGGGAGAGCUUUGUUUUCCUGGGGCAGGGUUAAAUCCCAGCCUGCAGCGUGCCUGGACACCACCCUCACCUCCAGCCUUACCAAAACCAGGCUGGCACCUGUGCCUGCCCAGGAUUUGUCCAGUAAAACCCAGUUUCCCAGCAGCUGUAAGAACUCCUGAGCUUUUGAUGGAAGCAUCUGACCCAUUCUGGGUUCUGGGAGGGACACACAAAUCCUGGAGUCAGGGCUCAGGAGCAUCACUGACAAAAGAGACCACGGUACUGAAGGGUUAAAAAAGGUGAAACAAGCCUGGGGUUCAUCCCCUCUGUCACUGCCACACAGCCAGCUGGGAUUCAAAGCCCCAGAAAACCUUGGGCUCCCUUGGCCAUGGCUGUUGCCCCCUGGACCAGAAGUGCUUUGCUCCUGAAAGGUUCCAGUUUUUUUCUAAGCCAGGGUUUAUUUUCAGUGGGAAGUGGAUCAGCCCAGAGCAGCAGUGCUGGAAUGUGCACUUUGGCUCUUUGGAACCAGAAUUUCAUUGGAUCCCAAAGCUGGGGGAGGGCAGGAAAGUGGGGAAAGCUUCCUCUCCUUGGUGUUCCACGGAGCAGAGCUAGCUCCCUUUGCAGAGGGAGCCUCUUGGCCCCAAGCCCUUCCCUGAGCAGCUCCAGCAGUGGCUCCAGCUUGGCUUUUUUUGGGUGCAAACAGAUUUUUGGUCCCAUGGCCUCUGUCCAUUUUUCCAGAGGGGCUUCAGGCUGCCAGUGGUUGUUUGCCCUCCAUUUGCAAGAAGGUACCUUAGAAAAAACUCUGCUACUUUUAAUACAUUUGGCAACAGUAUGAUUUGCAUGUAUCCAAGCCUUUUUUCCUUUUUUUUUUUUAAUUCUAACUCUUUCCAACAGGCAUGAAAAAACCAACUUUCCAGUGAAUAUGGAAUAUUUCUGUUUGAAAUAAAGGAGCUAUCCAUAAACAAAAUAAAUGAUAAUGUUUAAUAAAGA
Passer domesticus (house sparrow) is the source of this 3082-nucleotide messenger RNA. Its product is annotated as leucine-rich repeat-containing protein 75A-like. The coding region runs from base 496 to 1581 and encodes 361 amino acids. The transcript has 4 exons. Lineage: Eukaryota; Metazoa; Chordata; Aves; Passeriformes; Passeridae. The record is from RefSeq and is a predicted model, not a curated record.